Messenger RNA from Pungitius pungitius (ninespine stickleback), 4814 nucleotides. RefSeq names its product von Willebrand factor C domain containing 2 like (gene vwc2l). The record is from RefSeq and is a predicted model, not a curated record. NCBI's taxonomy places the organism in Eukaryota, Metazoa, Chordata, Actinopteri, Perciformes, Gasterosteidae. Gene Ontology annotation, cellular component: AMPA glutamate receptor complex. Gene Ontology annotation, biological process: negative regulation of BMP signaling pathway. The transcript is spliced from 6 exons. The coding region runs from base 905 to 1687 and encodes 260 amino acids. Gene Ontology annotation, molecular function: protein binding.
AGAUAAUGAGUGACUCAGGGGAACAUGCUGCAGGUCAUGUGUGUGAAGGCACCUGGCACACACACAUAUAUAAUAUAUACACGCACACACGUAUGCACAGUCGCAUACUAACACAGAACCGGGUGUACGCGUGCACGGGCACUAAAGGGCACUGCGCGUAUUUGACUCCCUGCAGCCGCUCCGCCGCACACCUCCUUGUCCACUGACCGUUCCUUUCGUCGUUUGACUUCAUUUUUCUUCUUAGCCUUUAUUAACUCUUGCGGGGGCUCUUUUUCUCGGAAGGAGGGGGUGCACCCGGAGUGGUCCUCGGUGGUUGGAUGUGAGCCGUGUCCGCGGGUGACGGAGGUGGACGCGGCGCUCUGCUCUGUGCAGGGAUCGGGAGGCGGUCGCUCUCCAAGGUGCUGAAAGUCGGAGCGCUCCCUCCCGACGAUGAACCAGACCUCUGCCGAGAGACACAUAUCAAACAAUGACUGGCUUCAAUGUCGUUUGGUUUAAUUUUUCGUACUCGAACUUCUACCCCUUUGGAUUUGGGAUUUUUCACGCAGCCGCUGGAUGUAUGCAACAAGACCACGACCGCUGCAGCUUUCUAACGUUCACCUGCGUCGGUGGGAAAUACUGAAUUGACUCCGGAUUCUCAGAGAACGCAACGGAGGUUUUUUUUUUUUUCGGGCCGUUUUUUUCACGGUGUGUCUCUCCCUCCGUACCGCAUGCCACUGGACGCGUACAGUUUGUCUCAAACAGGGCUCUCUGUCUUCACACUCAGUGGAUAUCAAGCUAUUGCAACGCGCCCAUUUCCUCAAGUGAUGAUGAUGAAGAUAAAAAUAAUGAAGCGCAGUACGGAUCUGGAGAGGAUACCAGGAGCCUAGGGAUGACAUCAACACAAUUUUGUUGAGUGUGGAUUUCGAUGUCGCGGCGAAGGAUGGGCCCUCUCCUCUGGGCCGCCUUCAUCCUCCUGCUGGCCCUGAGCAACGUGUCUCCGGCCUCUGUCGGUAACCCCGAGGAUUACACCGCGGACGAGGCGGAGCGGACCGCCAGUGACAACAUCGUCUUUGAUGACUACCGGGGGAAAGGAUGCGUGGAUGACAGUGGCUUCGUCUACAAACUCGGGGAGCGCUUCUACCCGGGUCACUCGAACUGUCCGUGCGUGUGCACGGAGGACGGGCCUGUGUGCGACCAGCCCGAGUGCCCCAAGCUGCACCCCAAGUGCACCAAAGUGGAGCACAACGGCUGCUGCCCCGAGUGCAAGGAGGUGAAAAACUUUUGCGAGUACCGGGGAAAAACGUACAAAAUACUGCAAGAAUUCAAGGGUUCCCCAUCAGAUGAGGAAGGGACCAGUCCGCCCAGCAUGGCUGCCGGCGUCCCUCUGGCCCCAGCGCAGCUGCAAUCAAGAACCAGGAGAUAUAGGCCGUCCCCCUGUGAAUGGUGCCGCUGCGAACCAAAUAACGAGGUGCACUGUGUGGUGUCGGACUGCGCCGUCCCAGAGUGCGUCAACCCCGUCUACGAGCCGGAGCAAUGCUGCCCCAUCUGUAAAAACGGUCCAAACUGCUUCGCCGGAACAACGAUCAUCCCGGCCGGAAUUGAAGUGAAGGUGGACGACUGCACCAUCUGUCGCUGCCACAAUGGAGACUGGUGGAAGCCGGCGCAGUGUCUGCGGCGGGAGUGCCUCAACGGCCAGACGUUGUCAUAGAAGAGACCUCCGGGGGGGGGGGGGGGGGAGAAGCUCAGGCACGGCCCUGCCGCCUGCGCCAUUUUGUACGAUUGACGGGGGCAGGAGCACAAAUCCCUGAGGGACCUGAGGGACCUGAGGCCGCGUAGCGUCGAGGGGCCACUGGGAAGGAGGCGGAGCUUUUCACAAGGCCGCGGGUUUAAUUGUCCUAUGUAUUUUUCAAAAGCUGACUUGCUGCUCUCACACACACACACACACACACACAAAAAAAAGUUUCUACGCUCCUUGAACACUUUCCUAACCAUCGGCGAUGUCGGAUUGCUCAUGCUGGUUUAUGUACGUAUGUCAUCUGCUUGUUGUACUGUGUCAAUCACAUUCACGCAGGUGUUGUAAAUGUUCCAAGCAGCAGGAAAAACAAACUGUAAGCACACUUAUGGGCGCCCUUUUUUUUUUUUGUCACAAGAUUGACUUUUAACACUUCACUAUUGAGCUUGUUUACAAGAUGCACAUCACACACAUACAUGUUUGUCUCUUCAUACGUAUUCUGAUUGCUGCGGCAGGAAAUCACCUCUAACCAUCAGAUGAUGCAACCCGAGCACAGGCUUUGGAAUUUGGAACUCUAGAAUUUGAAAAAAAAAAAAAAAGAUGUACCUUUUUUUUGCGAUACUGCAUCCAAACCACGGCUUUGGGCAGCCUCCUCCGGGCUUGAUUGUCGUUAUCGUUUUCACUCAGAGGUCCAUAUCCUCCAAAAUAUCCGCGUUGAACUAACUGCUUGAACUUGUCAUCAAAAGCAAUUAGCGAGCCGAGCUUUAAUUGAUCCCAAUCACGGAGGAUGAAGCGUCCGGGCCGGGGGUUUGGUGUCCUUUUGGUGUCCUUAUUCUGUUGAGCAGCAUUCACGUGCACGGUGUCCACGUGAGCAUGCACAAGCACGUCGCUCAUCCACGAUCGCGUAGCCACAGUAUGAAGAGCUGCGCCUGGAGAAGCAAUUACAUCCAAGGAGUUCUACGUUACAAAGCUGCUGCAUUAUCCCACUGCUAUAGAUUGUGCAAUAGAUUUUCAGCCCGUCCCCUCUCCGAUACGUUAGAAAGGCUCUUCCUAUGUUGUGUAUCUGUAUUUUGCCGGGGAAACAACAUAAAGACAAGCUAAUAUAUUGCGUUGCCAUUUCCCAUGACCAGAGUGGUCCUCAAGUGGUCCAGUCAAAAGGAAAAAGCAGCCACCCAGGGCACAAAACCAGCCAUUUUUUUUUUUAGAUGAUAAAUACCAGGCUUGAAUUCAGAGGUGAAUUCCAGUAUGCUCAUGCCAUUCAUCACUAGAAUUUUUUCCAUUUCCAGAAAAUCCAUUCCCGUUAACCUUUUAGACCCUAUUCCUGGGUGGUGAUGGAUGGGCUGCUUAAUAGCGGCUUCCAGCAGUCUGUAAUGAGACAGAAAUGAACAUAGGAUAAAGACCAAUGAAUAAGGAGGUAUAUUACCUUAAAAUGCACUAAAAUUAAAUUUUUGCAAAGUCUGCUGCGUAUGACUCUAAAGCGGCAGAAAGCAGUUGAUGGAUGAAUCACAGAAUUAAAAAAGUUCAAACCUUGGUGCAACAACGGAGGCCGGGUCAUUCUCCUCAUUGACCUACGGUGAUUUAGUGUCUCUCAAUGGGAAAAGACAGUCCUCAUCCAUCUAGCUUGAGACCUGCAGACUCAAAACUAAAUUGACACCAACGGUUUAUCAAUCACAGCCUCGGUGCUCCAGAUUUUUUAGGAUUAAUAAAAAAUAAUAAUGUAAAAGCACCUUUUAUUAUUUCUGAUGCCAAAUAAUGAAUCAUUCUGUACGUGUAUCUGAAAAUACGAUGUAAUUAGUGGGAAGCAAAGACUGACGUGAGCGUGCUAGGGCUCAGAGGCCUUUCCCUCACCACCGAGGCCUUAUUGCUUCUGUUCCAGAUAAGAUUCACAAAGCAUGGCCUUUGGGUUUUUUUUUUUUUAUAGUGUGAAGAGCCCAGGCUGCUUUAAGUGCUAUUCUCUUCACACUGUGCAACAGUACAGCGUAAUGUAGUACCCACAAAUAGUUGUUUUCCUCCUGUAGACGGCUGGGUGCAUUUGGAGUAAAUGGGGAAAGGGCAGAGGAAAAUCCAGCUAGGAGAGAACAGCAUUCUAGUACACGUUUUUGUUUAUGUGAUAGAAGUCAAUGUAGAGGAUGACGCCUGACAGAGGCAUCGAGGCAUAUUGAUCCGAAUAACAAGGCUACAUCGACUCAAUUUCCAUCCCUGCUUCUAAAGUCUAUUGCAUUUGUUAAAAUAAUCUGGGGUGCCACGGCUGCUCAUCUUCUUAAUUAGUCGGCGACCAGCCGCCGCCCUCAACUACAUGUGAGAAGAUAGGACUGGAGGGGUUUAACUUGUCGUCACCAUAAGACAAGAGACCCCGCACAGCUGGCCUUCCAUUGGAGCUCAGUCGUGAUCCGGGCUGCUGGUGAGCAGAACAUUAAAGAGAGCUGUGAAGUCAAAUAAGCAAACCAUAUAUUCACAGCGCAGGUGCAGGAUUACAGACGGUACCAGUGGACGCAUCGCUCUGAAUCUGCGCUGUAAGUAGGUCGAGACCUUGAACAGUUAAUCGGAAUUACCAAUAAGGACCUAAACACCGUUCAUUUGCAGAUUUCAGAGAGCGGCGGCACAGUCCGUCUUUGAUCCUCUUCUGUCCUCACGUCUGAAACGACCCCCGUCCUUCCUCAAACCAUUCAAACCGCAGGCUUGUACAUGAGCUUUUUAUAAAGUUACACCAUCUGCUCUCCAUGAGACACCGGCUUACUGUAGCUGGAAACUAUAUAUUUUUUUUGUCCUGUUUUUUUUUUUUUUUCCCAGCAACAAAACUGUUACAUAAAGUGUGCCUGACAAACCAAGACAGAAUACGAAGAAAGAAACACUGUUAUUAUACAAUCAGCUGUAUGCGUUUGUGUCUGUUUAUGAGGGACAUUUAUACACACAUUAAGGAAUUAAGGUUUAAAUGAAGAUUGUAUAACGAUUGUAUACGACCACAUGCUCGCACAGGUUCACUCUACACUACGAGAAACAAGGUGAAACGUUUUUAAAGUUAAAAAUCAUUGGUGUUCCCCAUGUCGUUCAUAUGUAAAUAUUUUCAAAGGUUCAAUGUGUAUUCUGAAAUCUGAGGUCGAGU